This is a messenger RNA of Mesocestoides corti, 3333 nucleotides long. The record is from the annotation of a GenBank genome assembly. NCBI's taxonomy places the organism in Eukaryota, Metazoa, Platyhelminthes, Cestoda, Cyclophyllidea, Mesocestoididae.
AUGGAAGGACUAAAUGCUGGUGAAGGCAGUGGUAGUGGUGUCGGCAUAGUUGGUGGUAAUGGAGUUGACGAUGGUGGUGGUGGUGGUGUUGGAAGUGAAGAAGGAGUUGGUUGUAAUGGAUCUGGUGAUAGUGGUAUUGUUGGCAGUGGUAGAGGCUGUGAUGGUGACGUUGAUGGUUGUUUUAUUGAUGACGAAUGUGCUAGUAUUGGCAGUGGAGGUGAAGAAGGCGGCAGAGUUGCUGUUGGAGGUGUUGGUAUUGAUGUCGGUGACGGUGAUGGUUGUGGAGAUUGCAAAUUAAGACUAUCUGAUGAGGAGAUUAAGUUUCCAAAUUACUGCACAACGCAAUCAAGUCGCCACACCCCCACCCACCCCCUUGAAACGUCCGAGAGCGCGCGUGCGCAAUCUCAGGGCGGUGUUGAAGGGCUGGCACGCACACCUCACCCCACCCCAUCCCACCCCCCUCCCCCUGUUCACGACAGUGUCGGGCAAUUUACAAACUCGCCCAAUUUAAUCACCGGCAUGGACAAUUCUGCGGAGCAGCAGUGGACUUGCGAGUUCACUGCCUACUGUUUGUAUCGAUCCUGUGUGGUUAGCCCUGAUCUUCGUCGGUUCCUUCCUCUGAUUGGUGGAGGCGGCCAGCACUGUUACAUCACUCUUUCUCAUCCAAUCACGUGUCUGUGUACAAAGGGCGUCGUAGCUUAUUGGCUGAUCAGCUGGAUGAAGCAGUUUGAGCCUUUGGAGAUGAGAAAGACGUUCUCUGUGACAUUCGUUGAGACAGAUCAGAUCCCCCAGCGACAGUGGAAGUAUCUCCAUCGACAAUGGAAGACCUCACUCUUCAACUGUCUGCCUUGGCACGCCUCGUUGAAUCAUCUUUGUGGCUCCUUCGUAACCCACUCGGGUCGUUUGAAGGGUGUUGACGCAAAAAAACGCCAUGUGGAACACGAAGGAGAAGGCGGUAUUGCGAGGUUCUGCAAGGCACAACUGCGAGCGGUCAAAAAGACUGCACACAUUCAAAAAGAACCGUCCAAAUUCGGUACCACAUUCACGGUGACGGUUCUGGACGUGAACGACAACCCACCCUACUUUCCAACCAAUCCCCUCACCGUGACAAUCUCCGAGGACGUCCAGGUGGGCAGUCUCGUGACGACACUCAACGCAAGCGAUCCAGACCGCCCCCACGACCUCCAGCCAAUCAUCUACUCCCUUCUCAGCAUCACCGCCUUGCCCAAUCUCCACCCCAUGACCCCUGUGAACAGUACUCAGUUUCGACUGGAGGGUCACACGGGUCGUCUCUUGCUCACCGAACCGCUCGACAGAGAGACGAAUCUGGAAUACCAGCUGACGGUCAGGGCCACAGACCGUGGCAGUCCAGAAGCUCAAUCGUGUGAUCUGGCUCUUCGCAUUCAGGUCCUCGAUGUCAACGACAAUCCCCCGGUGUUCGGGAACCCCUCGGGUUACCGAUUUGUCAUUGAAGAGGAGAAGGAACCAGGAUCGGUGGUGGGGGUUGUCACAGCUACCGACGCUGAUGAAGGCGAAAAUGGGAGAGUUUCGUAUCGUCUGUUUGGCACAUCCGCGGCAGUUCAACGCGGCUUCGUGGUGAACCCAAACACUGGAGAGAUCACAACCAAGGUCGUGUUGGACCGCGAGGUCAACGCCGCCUACGAGUUCUACGUGACCGCGGAAGACUCAAGCCCGUCGAAACGCCUCACCGCCACCACGAAGGUUGUCGUGGAACUCCUCGACAUCAACGACAACGUCCCCAAGUUCAUCUAUCCAACACAGCCCAACCACACCAUCCACGCCUCGGCGUACAGCAAAGUGGGCACAGCGAUUGUGAAACUGACGGUGUUCGACGCAGACGCUGCCGGAGAACAGGGCCUACUGUUUAUCCUCAAAAAUGCAACUUCUCCCGGCCUUUUCACGCUGAACCCCAGUUCAGGAGAACUCUCCUUCGCGCGAGAAAUCUUGGACGAAGACAUCGGCAGUCAUUACCUGGAGAUAGAGGCUAAGGACAACGGUGUGCCCCCACGGUCGUCGGUUACUUCCAUCACCGUGGUAAUCGAUACAAGAGCUCAUCAGCGUGCACCUGGCGCUACCAACUCUGGACUUGACUACUCCAACAGACCCGCCUAUUCGAAGGCCUGGGGAUCCAGAGCUGAGCCGGCCUACCCCCUCUACGGACAGGAAGGCAGCGGCCACGAGGUCUACUCACGUCAAGACGGCUCCCCGCCAGCAUUCGAUCGACGCCUAAUCCUCAUCUGCUGCCUCGCCUUCCUUGGAUGCCUUCUCCUCGUGGUGUUCGGAGCCAUCCUCAUUCGAUUCAAGCAUCGCAAUCCCCUCCACGACAACGAGGCUUCCACGAAUUCCGUGAAUUUCGUCCACGCCAAGGAGGCUAAGUACCGCGCCGCGACGCUGCAACCCCAGACGACGCCAGUCUCGGCUUUCGGCGCCUCCGGAGUGAAGGAUGCGGGUCGAUAUGUGUACGGCUGGUCGGCGCAAAGGUCGCCUCUCAUUGCUUCGACGACCGCCGCCCCCCAGCAUCGACUGCUUCCAGACCAACAGCACCAGCAGGAGCAAUUCUUCCGCAUGGGAUUCGUCAAUAACCCCGCAGCAGCAGUGACGAUGUCUUCGGCUGGGAACGCCAACUUUGAGAGGUCUACGAGGGGCGAUUCCAUGCUGCAGGUAAGAAGAAAGUGUUCUAACAUGAUAUAUGUCAAAUCAAUCGCUAGACGAUGUGUCACGGCGGUUGUGGAAUUCUUGGUGGCGAAAAAUCGAUCGAGCUCCCUGGGAGACAGUCUCGAAGACUACGAAAGGCCUCCACUUCCGAUGAAUGACCGUGCAAAUUUGUACCUCAGCCAGGGCCAAGUGAACAGAGCUGGAACAGUCUGGGAGCCGCGAGCAGACCGUGGACUCAACAACUACGAAGCAGCCGGCGAUGGAAGUGGAUAUUACAACAAACUCAGUGCAACCAGUGGAGUCAUUCUUCAACCGGGUGCGUACAUGCAGGGUGGAGAGUUCUUUCAUGAGAACUGUGACGAAAGCAACGGCGAACCCGAUGCCUCCGUGUUCCUGAGAUCCGCCCGACCAACAUCCACGCGCAACGCCGGCUACCAGACGCUUUCCAACGUCUCACCGCAGUCCUCCUCUGACGAAACAGCCAACUUCUUCGCUGACGCCCCACCCGGUGCUCUCGAACGUGCCGACGACGCGACAAGGACUGCACCACCCCCACCACCGCCGCAGCCGACGACGGCGACAUCAGCAUCAUCAUCGUUGUCGUCAUGGCGGAAGAAUCUUGGCAAAAAGGGCAUCGUCAGCUCGUCGUUCGUCUGA